This is a messenger RNA of Pollicipes pollicipes, 709 nucleotides long. It is a transcript of the gene mRpL22, whose product is annotated as mitochondrial ribosomal protein L22. The record is from RefSeq and is a predicted model, not a curated record. Gene Ontology annotation, cellular component: ribosome; mitochondrial large ribosomal subunit. The transcript has 3 exons. Gene Ontology annotation, biological process: translation. Gene Ontology annotation, molecular function: structural constituent of ribosome. NCBI's taxonomy places the organism in Eukaryota, Metazoa, Arthropoda, Thecostraca, Pollicipedomorpha, Pollicipedidae. The coding region runs from base 1 to 522 and encodes 173 amino acids.
AUGCCCCCGACCGGCCCGCGCCGCUGGCCGCUCUACAACCAGCGCGUGUACCCGCCGACGGCGCCCGACGAGCCGGCCCGACCCGCCUUCGUGUGCCACGUCAAGACCGACGUCAAGUACAGCCAGAAGAAGAUGUGGUACAUUGCGUCGAUGAUUCGUGGCAUGAGCAUUGAGGAGGCCCUGAAACAGCUGAAGUUUGUGAACAAGAAGGGUGCCAAGAUCGCCACGGAGGCGCUGUUGGAGGCUCAGGACAUGGCCGUCAAAUUCCACAACGUCGAGUUCAAAAACAACCUGUGGGUCGCCGAGUCGUUCGCCACCAAGGCGCGCGUGCUGAAGGGCCUCCGGCGCCACGCGCGCGUCCGCGUCGGCGUCGUGCACUAUCGCUACACCCACUACUUCCUGCGGCUGGAGGAGGGCGCGCCGCCGGAGCAGUACUACACGGACGCGCCGCUGCCGCCAGAGGAGAUGCUGCGCCAGUGGCUGGAGCAGCGGCGCAGCAAGACCAUCGUACACUCGCUGUGAGGUCGGCGGUGGGCCUGCAGGUGGACCGGCCCGCUCUGGCCCUGCGAACGCUGCCGGGCUCUGCCUGGUCGGGGCAGGGAGUGCAUUGAACUUGUGGGUGGCAUCAGUGGCAAGGCGAGGCGAUGGACUUUGCCGUAAUGAGUGUGUAUUUGUAAACACGGAACAGUAAUACAGUCAUGACGAACAA